Heterostelium album PN500 is the source of this 1647-nucleotide messenger RNA. RefSeq lists its product as uncharacterized. The transcript has 3 exons. The coding region runs from base 1 to 1647 and encodes 548 amino acids. The record is from RefSeq and is a predicted model, not a curated record. NCBI's taxonomy places the organism in Eukaryota, Evosea, Eumycetozoa, Acytosteliales, Acytosteliaceae.
AUGAGAAGAAUCAUAGGAAUUCCUGAUACCAAUAUGUUUGUUACUGAAAUUAUAUUAUAUUGUUUAUUAGAAUCCCAGGCAAAUGGAAUUGUUCUUGAUAAAAGGAUGAUAGAUUUAGGAAUGGAUUCCAUUCUAGAGUUUCGUGAUAAGAAUUUUGAUAAUGAUUUGGGAAUCUAUGGUUUUUGGAGUCAGUCAAGAAAUGAAUCAUCAAAUCAACUAUUUACAAAUUCUGCCAAUAUACUAGGUCCAUUGAAUGAUUUAGAAAGGUUGAUGAUGUCACCGGUAGUGGGGAUGAUGCUGAAAUCUUUAAACAUUGAUUUGUCGAAUGUUGCAGCUUUCUCUAAUGUUAUCAAAAACAAUUUUAAAAUCCCUUCAGAUAAUGAUGAUACCUGUGGAAAUCUAUUAUUAGGAAUGAAACUGAGAAACUCUGUAAAUACUGAAAUCUACAAAAAAUGGGAAGAAAACAAUCAAAACAUCAAAAAAACAAUAGAAAUAAUAACUUUUAAUUCAUAUCAACCUUUUUCUAAAGAUGUCAAAAAAAAUGUUAUUGAUUCAAGAUCAUACUAUUUUGUGCACGAAUUUAUUCAAGAUUGGAUUUCCAAUGGAAGAAAACAAGAUGAUUUUGUACUACCUUUUACUUGGUUUGUUGAUUUUCCUUUAGGAACAAAUCCCAAUGCAUUUAAAACUAUACCAACUACAUAUAAUAGUGUUGAUCUUGUAGUUGUUAUCAAUACAUUCUAUGCAUUGUCAACAUCAUUAAUUGUACAUGGAGAUUCUAUUUUAAAUCAAGAUGUUGAAAGAAUGAUGAGAUCAAUUAUAUAUUUCUUUGAAUGGGGAUUUAAAAGUGGAUUUGUGUAUGAUCGCUAUGAUGUUGGAAGUGUUUUUUAUCCAUCUAUCUAUACAUUCUCAUGGUCAAUUUCAAGAGUUGUUGAUUUUCUUGAAACUCAGAGUCAAACAUUACCAAAUCAUUUACCAUCUAUGUUGAACGAUUCACUUGUUUUAUUGCGUGAUAUAAUGAUGAAUGUUGGAACAAAUCAAAUAUUGCAAAGAAUGAAAAGUGAUGGAAAUGGAGGUGUCUAUUGGGAAGAUUUCCUUGGCAAUGCGGACACUCUUCAAGGUGUUAAAAAGGAAUAUGGUGAAGAUAGAUUCUAUAGUAGUGCACUUGCAUUGAAUGUAUUGAUUGAUACAUGGACUAUUACUUGUGGAGAUACUGUAAAUCGUAGAUGGCGUGAUAAUACACCACAACCUGUAAAGUCUGCUGUCAAUAAUGGAAUAUCAUAUAUAGUUGAAAAUAUCUUUGACAAUCCAACACAAACAUUCAAUGCUUUCUUUGAUAUGGGUGAAAGAGGACCAUCAACACAAGCAACAUCAUAUCCGAUAAACUAUUGUUAUGACAAGAUUGGUGUGGAGUGUAAAUUCUCACCUUCAAAUCCAGAAGGUGUUGUGGGUGCUGUUAGUGGUGUCAUUCCAGACAACCAAUACCAAGAGAUGUUGAAAAUGAAAUGGGCAAACAAUACUGUUCCGACCACAUGGUCAGGGUCGUUCAAUGGCUCCUCAUUGGUAUUUUGGUCAUCACAACCACUUACCUAUUCAGUCAGUUUACUUGCAUUAUCUAAAUCACUUAACAUUCAAACUUUGAAAACGUGA